Molecule: messenger RNA, 2439 nt
Organism: Penicillium cinerascens
Lineage: Eukaryota; Fungi; Ascomycota; Eurotiomycetes; Eurotiales; Aspergillaceae
Gene: acoC
Exons: 8
Coding region: 1-2439 (812 amino acids)
Molecular function (GO): hydro-lyase activity
Source: RefSeq, a predicted model, not a curated record
AUGACAGAAUCCAAAAAGGUCUUCUCAUUUACUGGGCUGAUCGAGCUUGUUCAGCAAUCGCGGAACAUUAGUCUCGCUAUUCCAGAUGAUGAGUGUUUUGAUCCGCCGAAAAAUAUUUUGGAGGCGUUGGCGGUUGUUAUCGAACUUUUGCGAGGACAAGAAUUAAGACGGGAGGCCAACGCUUUAUCCGACAUCCUGGAAAUCUGCCACCAGCCCACGACCCUAGGAGGACUUGGAAUCACUCACGAUGACUCGCUUACCAUUGAACAGGAAUCUGAAAUUAUGUUCUUGGUGUCUGCAUGGCUGGAAGCGCUCAACUCGGCAGAUCAUGCCAAAAAUCUACCGAGUCCGCUGCCUCAACGCCCUGUCGGACGACGUGGAAUGACAUUAAGUGAGAAGAUUUUUGCAAUGCAUGACAUGGAACACAAGGGUUUUGUCACUCCGGGAGAGCUGAUCCGGAUUCAUGUGGACUGGGUGAUAGCCUCCGAAGCAUCGUGGGCGGGAAUGGAGACAACAUACAACGAUCUCGGGAAGCCUGGUAUCUUCCGGAAUGACCGUUUCUGGCUAGCGGGGGAUCAUGUCGUUGAUCCCCGAAUCAAUGAUUUGCCCAAGGUACGAGGGUUGAUUGAUGCAAGUGAGCGUGCCAAGCGGGUGUUCAAGAUGACGGAUUAUCAAGGCAUGAACUACACAAUUCUGCACACCGAAUUUUACCGGGAACGGGCACAGCCGGGCAUGGUUGUCAUAGGUUCAGACUCGCAUACGUGCUCCUCAGGAGCGCUAGGAUGUCUCGCUAUUGGUCUUGGGGCUGCAGAUGUCACUUUGCCUUUGGUCACAGGGGAGACAUGGUUCAAGGUACCAGAAUCUGUCAACAUUCGUCUUGCUGGAACUCCAAGGCCUGGAAUAGGGGGCAAGGAUGUCAUUCUUUACAUUCUGCAGCAAUUGAAAAGAAAUACCAUUGCUUCAGAGAGAAUAGUGGAGUACACCGGUCCAGGGGUCAAACACCUAUCUCCCGAUGCGAGGUUCGCCAUCUCAAAUAUGACGACUGAGUUUGGGGGUGUCACAGGAAUCUUUGUUCCCGACGAAUUUACGCAAAACUUCAUCCAUAGAAGAAAGCUUGCACGGCACAAGAGUCAAGCCGUCUACUUCAAGCCAGACGAUGAUGCGCAAUACGCUGAGACUCACGAAAUCGACCUUGCGAAUGUCAGAUCCUUUUUAGCCAAAUACCCCAAGCCCGAUGACGUGGUCCCGGUUAGUGACUGCCAGGGUAUGGAACUGGAUGGUUGUUUCAUUGGCGCCUGUACUACAGCAGAAGAAGACUUAAUCCUCGGAGCUUUGGUUCUCGCCGAGGGAUUGAAUCGAGGUCAACGGCCCAUCAAAAAGGGUAAACGAAAGGUGGUUCCAGGAUCGAUGCCAAUCCUUCACAGACUACGUCAACUUGGUCUCACGGAAACAUAUGAAAGUGCUGGUUUUGAAAUUGGUAUUCCUGGAUGCAGCUACUGUGUUGGAAUGUCAGCAGAUCAAGCAGCCCCGGGAGAAGUGUGGUUGUCCUCGCAAAACCGUAACUUUGAGCACCGGAUGGGACGAGGAUCGAUCGGCCAUCUUUCGUCAGCUGCUACCGUUGCUGCCUCGUCUUUCCAGAUGAAGUUGACGGACCCGCACGAGUUAAUAGAGGCAAUUGAUCCAAUUCAAUGGAGUGGGAUGAAAGGCACCCCUCAACCCCGGGGAGAGGAUGAAGCCCCUAACGGCCCGAAAUACGUGGAACCUAGUGGCUCCCCUCGAAUGCUUGAACCAAAUGACGAGACCAGGGUUCGAGAACCAAACCUGAGACGUGUGCCUAAUUCGUCUGCAGCACAUUCUAACACAGAACCAUUGAGAGGAAUGAUUCAGCUGCUUGGAGAUUUCAUUGAUACCGAUGCUCUUGCUCCUGCGGAGUUUCUUAUCGGUAUGAAAGAUAAUGAAACGAGUGGACUACACUGCCUGGAAUUUACGCAUCCUGAAUUUCGCAACCGUGCCAGCGACGGCUUCAGCAUCCUGGUAGCCGGCAAAGGUUUUGGUUGCGGAUCGUCCCGCGAACAGGCUGUAAUGGCCCUUUUAGGGUGUGGAGUGAAAUGUGUGAUUGCGAGGUCAUUUGCCUUCAUUUUCCAGCGCAAUAUGCCGAAUUUAGGCCUAUUGGGUAUCACCAUGCAAGACGAGGAGUUCUUUCAAGCUGCUACGGAUGGCAAAGAAGCCUCCAUUGACUUUGAUACCAGGUCAAUUUACUUGGAUGGACGGGCAUUCCACUUUGAUCUCAGCCAAAUGGAAAAAGAGCUCUUCGAACAUGGUGGGAUCUCUUCUGCUUUUCAGCAUUUUGGAAGCAGGCUUUUUGAAGUUAUGACUUCGGUCAAGGGACAGAAUGGUGAAAAAUCAUUUCCCAAACCAAAUCCCCAAUUGGAUUGGUGA